Molecule: messenger RNA, 993 nt
Organism: Closterium sp. Naga37s-1
Lineage: Eukaryota; Viridiplantae; Streptophyta; Zygnematophyceae; Desmidiales; Closteriaceae
Source: the annotation of a GenBank genome assembly
AUGACAGCAGCAGGGGUAGCUGCAGCGGAGCUGGCUCGAGUGGAUGCGAGCUGUGCCACAUUCAUUCUCGUGCACAGCUGCCUCGGCAUGCUCACCAUCGCGCUGUGCGGCAAUGAGGAGCAGAAGCAGAGGGAUCUGCCACAGCUGGCUGAGCUCAAGAAGAUCGCCUGCUGGGGCUUGACAGAGCCCGACUAUGGCAGUGAUGCCAGCGCACUCACCACCACGGCACGCAAGGUGCAGGGCGGAUGGGUGCUCAACGGUUUCAAGCGGUGGAUCGGCAACAGCACCUUCGCUGACGUCAUCAUCAUAUUUGCCCGCAACACAUCGACCAAUCAGGUCAACGGUUUCAUCGUCCGCAAGGGUGCAGAGGGGUACAGUGCGGUGAAGAUGGAGAACAAGAUCGGGCUGCGGAUAGUGCAGAACGGAGACAUCACUCUCAAGGACGUUUUUGUGCCGGACUGUGACCGCCUGCCAGGAGUGAAUUCCUUCCAGGACACCAACAAGGUGCUAGCAGUGUCACGGGUGAUGGUAUCCUGGCUCCCUGUCGGCAUGUGCAUGGGCAUAUACGACAUCUGCCUGCGCUACCUGCAGCAGCGCUCGCAGUUCUCCGCCCCGCUCGCCUCCUUCCAGCUGUGCCAGGAGAAGCUGGUGCGCAUCCUGGGCAACGUGCAGGCCAUGUCGCUGCUCGCAUGGCGGCUAUCCCAGCUGUACGACCAGGGGAGGAUGACGGCCGGGCAUGCGAGUAUGGCCAAAGCAUGGAUUACUCUGCGAGCACGUGAAACGGCGGCUUUAGGCAGGGAACUGCUGGGUGGAAACGGCAUCCUGGCAGAAUUUCUAGUGGCCAAGCACUUUUGCGAUUUGGAGCCAAUCUACACGUAUGAGGGCACGUACGACGUGAAUGCUCUUGUGACGGGGCGGGAGGUGACAGGGAUUGCAAGCAUCAAGGCGCCUCCUGCUCGCAAGGCCAAGGACAAUGGCAAGGGCAUGCUGUGA